Molecule: messenger RNA, 511 nt
Organism: Anopheles coustani
Lineage: Eukaryota; Metazoa; Arthropoda; Insecta; Diptera; Culicidae
Gene: Sf3b6
Product: splicing factor 3B subunit 6
Exons: 3
Coding region: 78-458 (126 amino acids)
Cellular component (GO): cytoplasm; ribonucleoprotein complex; nucleus
Molecular function (GO): mRNA binding
Source: RefSeq, a predicted model, not a curated record
AAACAAGAAGCAUUUUUCAGAACGCUUUGCUGCAUUUUUGUUCGCAAAUUGUAAACUGAUUUAAACACACUUUCAGAAUGGCUCUCGCAAUGCAGAAAAGAAAUAAUGUACGCCUACCCCCAGAGGUAAACCGGGUGCUGUACGUGCGUAAUCUUCCGUACAAAAUUACCUCUGAUGAAAUGUACGAUAUAUUUGGCAAAUAUGGAGCAAUACGUCAAAUUCGUGUUGGCAACACUCCUGAGACUCGUGGUACUGCGUUCGUCGUCUAUGAAGAUAUUUUCGACGCAAAGAAUGCCCGAGAUCACCUUUCAGGAUUCAACGUUUGUAAUCGGUAUCUGGUCGUGCUGUAUUACCAAUCGACGAAGGCAUUCAAACAGCUCGACGUGGACAAGAAACAGGAGGAGCUGGAUACCAUGAAAGCGAAGUACAAUAUCAGCACGGACGAACUGAAAAAAUAGUUUUACGAAUAGAUGCUAAUAGGGUAUAAAUAAAAUGGAAACUAUUUUUAAGA